UGUACUAAUGCAGCACCUCCGCCAGGUACCGAGUUUCACACGGAAGGGCGUUCACUUCGUUUUAUAACCAAAUCCUUUGGACAUAUCAGCGCACAAACUCUGAUAAACGGACGCGAAUUUCCUCAGAGAAAAACCUCUUUUGUCUGCUUUGUCUCUCUCUUAAAAAGGCUGUUGGAAACGGAAUAGUUGGUUUCGCCGUCAUGUUCUUCGUGGUUGCGCUUCUCUGCUGGCAAGCAACAGGCCUGCAUGCCUUUUCUGCCAGCUCGACUACACCCAACGUUAUGGUUAAAGAAAAUAGCGGAGCUGAUUUGAAAUGCGAUUACUCUGCUGAUUUUGGAUCAUCACCUCGAGUGGAAUGGAAAUUUAGUAAUUUAAAGGGCUCACAGUCCUUCAUCUACUUUGAUAACCGGAUCACAGAUAAUUAUAAAGGACAGAUGAUUCAGUACCCAGGUGGUCUGAGGAUUCAAAAUGCCACCAGAGCAAACACUGGGGAUUAUGCCUGUGAAGUGUCUGGCAGCACCGGCUAUGCAGAAGUUUCGAUUAAACUAACAGUGCUCGUUCCUCCUUCUGUACCGAUCAGCCAAAUCCCCACAUCUGCCACGACAGGCAGGAACGUCCUACUGACUUGCUUUGACAAGGACGGUUCUCCUCCUUCCACCUAUAAAUGGUAUAAAAAUGGCACUCCUUUGCCUGAUGACCCCAGCAAGUUCCCAGCCUUUAAGAACUUGACCUACAAAUUGAACGCUUUGAACGGCAACCUGGAGUUUCCCAGUGUGAGUAAGGCAGACAGUGGAAGUUAUUACUGCGAAGCUUCCAAUGGGCAGGGGGUUGCUCAGCGUGGGCAAACCGUGUCUAUGGAUGUCCGUGAUUUGAAUGCUGGAGGUAUCGCUGCUGGAGUUAUUAUAGCCCUGCUUGCUAUUGUCUUGCUUAUCUUUGGCCUGUGGUAUGCCAAGAAGAAGGGCUAUCUUCCCACAAUGUCUGACAGCAAGGGAAAAACAGUGUAUACACAGCCUGCACAGAACUAUGGUGAUGAAGAUGAUGGGGAGUUCAAACAGAAGCAGUCUUUCGUGGUAUAAUUUGCACUGUUGCAGAUAUAGAAGAUUUCUCCUGCUAUAGUUCAUUCUACUAGCUCCAGCUCUGGGAUGUCUGUGUGUUUUUCAAAGUGCUUCUCGUCAUUUUGAACUGUUGGCGCUGAAUCUGUAGCAGCAGUGUGCUUUCAAACCUUUCAGUGAAUCACGUUUUUGCACCUUACCAGAUGACAUCAUGGCUCAACGAUUGAUUCAGUUUGUUUGUUUUUUUUCUCCUUCAGUAAUAUUGACUCAAAGAGAAUCCUGAGCAGAGUGAAAAGAAUUUGCUAAUUCUUUUUCUUUUAGGUUUGCUGUAUAUUUUAUUAUUUCUUUUCUUUAAUUUUGUACAUUAAUAGACUCUGGUGUAUUUUUGGAAGAACUUGACAAAACAACUCAUUUGGCUAACAUGUAAAACUCAAGUCUUUCUUUGCCUAGACAUUAUACAGGUACGUGUGCAUGUGUGUGGAUGCAUUUAAAUCACUAAAUUUGUAUAUCUUUCUACAUCAAUUUGACAAACUAAUGUAUAUUUGAAAUGAGUCAAGGUACACAAUUCUUAUAUCUUAUUUAUGUGAAGGAACUGUUUACUUGUUUGAAAUUUUGUUUAGCUGUGUGACGUAUGCGUUUUAGGCUUCUUACUUUUCUGUAUUUUAUUUGAGCCACCAAAAUAAGCUGUUAGUGGUCUAAACUUAGAGUAUACGAGUGAACAUCUGGUGGAUUGGCAGCAUUAUGAUCCUUUAUGCUUAAUAUCUGACAUGCUCUUAUGUGCUGUACACUGAUUUGCUUCAAUGUCUUAAAAGAUCCCGUGAAACUUAGUUAUGUUAGUCAUAUUGUCUUUUUUAAAAUAAAUUCUUUUAUUAAUAAAA
Molecule: messenger RNA, 1930 nt
Organism: Silurus meridionalis
Lineage: Eukaryota; Metazoa; Chordata; Actinopteri; Siluriformes; Siluridae
Product: junctional adhesion molecule A-like
Exons: 10
Coding region: 201-1076 (291 amino acids)
Biological process (GO): cell adhesion; intestinal absorption; regulation of membrane permeability
Cellular component (GO): bicellular tight junction
Source: RefSeq, a predicted model, not a curated record